AUGAGGGGAACCGGAUGGAAUCCAGUCAGAGAGGAGGAGCUUUUAGAGGCACCAGAAGCCUCUAUCUUUCAGUGCAAAAACCUGUCUCUACCGUCAUCAUCAUCGUCACCUUGUCUCUUAGAGCCGCUGGUGAACCAAAGCAAUAUUCUGGUAGGUGUCUCGCCCUCGAUCCCAUUAAGCAGCUCCCAGAGCAGCGCUCGGUUACAUAACGAUGUCAGAAUACUGGUAUACCACAAUGCGGGUUUGCUAGAUGUCGGCAGCGGUUCUGGUACUAUCAACGCACUGCAAGCCUUCCUCGAUACAGCUAAGAGCAAACCCGAGACUUUCAAGAACCCUGAAACGGCCGCUUUCCUAGCGCAGGCGAUUGGUAAGAAGCUCUUCAUUGUGCUUCUGAAGUCGGACGAGGAGGUCAAUAUCGCUACUGCCUUGAGCGAUUUGGGGCUCGACUCGUUAAUCGCUGUUGAGAUUCGCUCCUGGCGGAAACAGAUGUUCAACGCCGAUAUUAGUCCAAAUGCUCUCGCUAGGCAUUUUGAGGGAACUGUGUAA
This is a messenger RNA of Clonostachys rhizophaga, 546 nucleotides long. NCBI's taxonomy places the organism in Eukaryota, Fungi, Ascomycota, Sordariomycetes, Hypocreales, Bionectriaceae. The record is from the annotation of a GenBank genome assembly.